Messenger RNA from Condylostylus longicornis, 4076 nucleotides. It is a transcript of the gene ssh, whose product is annotated as protein phosphatase Slingshot. Gene Ontology annotation, cellular component: cytoplasm. Bases 74 to 3862 code for a protein of 1262 amino acids. The transcript is spliced from 9 exons. The record is from RefSeq and is a predicted model, not a curated record. Gene Ontology annotation, biological process: negative regulation of actin filament polymerization; protein dephosphorylation; actin cytoskeleton organization. NCBI's taxonomy places the organism in Eukaryota, Metazoa, Arthropoda, Insecta, Diptera, Dolichopodidae. Gene Ontology annotation, molecular function: protein tyrosine/serine/threonine phosphatase activity; actin binding.
AUGGCAAUGGCAUCAAGAAAAUUAGUUUUUUAUAAUUAAUUUAUAUUUAAAUUAUUAUUAUUAUAGGAAUUAAAUGGCAUUAGUUACUAUUCAACGAUCGCCAAGUGUAGUUAAUUCACCUCAUUGCUCAUUAUCGGAUAUUGAAAAGGAAGAAAGCGAAGAUGAAAAUGGGGAUAGUGAAUGUUUCUUUGCUGGUAAAGGGACAGCAUUAAUUCUUCCUACAAAGGAGUUGCCAUCUACAACGAUGGAACGACGUCUUAGUACAGAAUCAAUAAAAUCAACAAAUAGUGUUCAAAGUAACAGCUCUGAUAUUCAGCAGCACUUACAACAAAUGUUCAUUUUGCUCAGACGUGAUGAAACUCUAAAAAUGGCUGUUAGACUAGAGUCACAGCGUCCCAAUCGUACAAGAUAUUUAGCUAUAGUAUCACGUUCUUACUUUCAAAACAAUCAUCGAUCAUUCAAAAAGUUACGUAGUAACAAUAAAGAGUCUGAUACAAAAUUAGAUAAACAAAAUAAAAGUAUUAAUUUAACAAUGAAUGUACUAGAAAAGGGAACCGUUUCUGAUACAGAAGCAAAAGAAGCCGGUGUGAUAGCAGGAGCCGGUGCGGCAGCUGGGACAACCACUACGCAACACAAAAAGAAACCUUCUUGUGAUUAUAAAGAUAUUGAAGAAUCAUGUCUUUUAGGAAUAGAUUGUAAUGAAAAAACUACUAUAGGUUUAGUAUUACCUAUUUUAGCUGAUACUACAAUUCACUUAGAUGGUGACGGUGGAUUCAGUAUUAGCGUAUUUGGAAACACACAUAUUUUUAAGCCGGUUUCAGUUCAAGCUAUGUGGUCGGCUUUGCAAUCUCUUCAUAAGGUUUCUAAGAAAGCUCGUGAAAAUAAUUUUUAUCCUGGGGGCCCAUCCCAUCACUGGAUACAGUAUUAUCAAUCAAUUGUGGAUUCCGAUAGAUCUUGUUUGAAUGAAUGGAAUGCAAUGGAUUCGUUGGAAAGUGUGCGUCCACCAUCACCCGAUGCCAUACGAAACAAACCAACCCAAAAAGAGGAAGCUGAAAAAAUAAUUAAAAUGAAACUAAGAGAAAUAAUGAUGUCUGUUGAUUUGGAUGAAGUUACAUCAAAGUACAUUAGAGGCCGCUUAGAAGAACAUUUGAAUAUGGAUUUGAAUGAAUACAAAUCUUUUAUUGAUAAAGAAAUGUUAGUUAUAUUAGGACAAAUGGACGCACCGACGAAGAUAUUUGAGCAUGUUUAUUUAGGAUCUGAAUGGAACGCGAGUAAUUUAGAAGAAUUGCAAAAAAAUGGGGUUAGCUACAUAUUAAAUGUAACAAGGGAAAUCGAUAAUUUUUUUCCAGGAACUUUUAAAUACUUAAAUAUUCGGGUUUAUGAUGAUGAAAAAACUAAUUUAUUAAAACACUGGGAUAAUACUUACAAAUUUAUAUCAGAAGCUAAAAAAAAUAAUUCAAAAAUUUUAGUUCAUUGUAAAAUGGGUGUUAGCAGGUCUGCAUCCGUUGUUGUUGCUUAUGCGAUGAAAGCAUUUAACUGGGAUUUCAACCAUGCAUUGGACUUCGUAAAAGCAAAACGUAACUGUAUUAAACCUAAUAAAAAUUUUUUAACACAAUUAGAAACAUAUCGGGGUAUGUUAGAUGCUAUGAAAAAUAAAGAAAAAUUACAGCGCAGUAAAAGUGAAACGAAUUUAAAAGCUGCGGUGAAGGAUGCUCGUUUACUGCCUGGUAGUGAGCCCACGCCAUUAAUACAAGCUUUAAAUCGAUCAUCAAAAAAUACGUUGUGUGCUGUUGAACAUUCAAAUUUAAGUAGCAAUAAUAGUAGUAGGAGUAGUAGUAAAGAAUCUCAUCGCAAAAUCGUUCGACGAUCAAGUAGCUCAUCACCCAAAAUAGUUCAAAACCCUAUCGUGACACUAAAACAACAAAGUCAAUCAUUGGAAAAUUUAACACCACAGCCAGAAAGUGCUAACAAUGAAGAAUUUCAAAAAAAUGUUCGUCAUACUGACGUUAAUGGACAAAACUAUAGUAUUACCCAAAAUCAAAUUUUGCAUAUUCAAAAAUCAACAGCUUCAACUAAUUCUGGAAUUGAGAUUUCAUCGACUUUAACUUUAUCAUCUUCAUCUACAUCGAUUUCUUCGACAACAACAUCUGCUCGAGUUGGAUCAACAUCCACGACAACUACAGGGAUGACCACAGUGACAAAACCUACCGUAAAAAGUUUAGUAAGUGAUCUUGAAAGUAGCAAUCAACCUGACAAUCGAAGGAAAACUAAAGAAGAUAGAAAGUCUUUAAAUUUAUUAAAUCUACAGCCCAUACAAAAUCAUCCCGAUGCAGAUCAAAAUAAAGUUCAAGAAGAAGUAGCCCCGAUAUCGGCAACGUCUAUAUCGCCUACUGCGCCCUUUAGAGGACCGGUUUGGACUUCAUCGUCAAAGGUCAUUCACCAGCCAUCUAAAUUAUAUUCUAGUACAUUUCAAAAAAGCACAUCAGAUGAUUCUAAUACAGCAAAUUUUACUCGCAAUGAUAAUAAGUUAUCUAAUCAAUAUAUAUCAUCCUCAUGUUCAAUAUCAUCAACAUUUAUUUAUAAUCAAGACAAUUCUUCCAACACUGAUAACAAUAACUUUUUAGAACAAAAUCAACAACAGCAUGCUUUUAAUGUUAAUAAUAGGUUAAGUUCGUGCAGUAUAGACUCUGCAUCAACCGAUACAAGUUCAUCACAUAUAUCUUCCCAACGGAAUAAAAUUGAAAGCAGAUCAUCACGAUAUUUGUCUUCUAGUUCAUUUGAAACAGCUAGUCGAAUUUUACCUUCGCGGAACGGUUCUUGGGGCUCAUAUGAUACAAACAGAAAAAAUUUCCGAUUUAGCAAUCCAGCUAUAGUUGAAGGGCAAGUAUUUGAUCGAGACAUUGCGGUCGAUAGAAAUACAGCUUCAACAUUCAGUAUAGAUAGAACUUUUCCAGGAAAACGUACUAAGCUAAAGUCUGAUUCAUUUAUUAGCAGAGAUGUAUCACAUUUUUUAUCUGCUGGAGGGAAAGAAAAAUAUCUUAGCGAGUGUGAAAUUGCAGAUUAUUCUUUAAAACAUUCGACUAAUCAACAACUUUCAGUAUCAGCACCAGAAUAUCCAAUAUCAUUAAAAAAAUCAACGGAUCGAAAGUUAAAUCGGUCAACAUCAAUCAUAGGAGCUGAAAAAAUAAGACUACCAAAUAAUGUUCAAAGUUUAAAAAAGAAUUUUGAAGCUAAAGUUAAUAAAAAGGAGCUUAGCUCUUUAGGAAGCGGGGGGGCGUCGAAUGUUACUAAGGGAUCAACAUCACCUUCACCGACUGACUCAUCGAUUACUGGCACUAGUAAUAUAACUACUGCUAAUACAGGAAACACUUCCACCGACAAUUCUAGGUUAUUAAAAUACAGUAAAGAUAGCCAACAAAAUGAUUUAAGUGUUAAAUGUCUAGUUAAUAAAUAUCAAUUUCAUAAUACUGGAUCUCGAAUCAAUCAACAGCAUCACCAUCAUUCAUCUUCAUCAUCUACAUCGACUUCAACAUCUUCAUUAUCAUCGACAUCAACUUUAUACCGUGGUCGCCCUCAUUCAUACUAUGAGAGUAGGACAAACAAACCAUCAGAUAUUGGCAAUAUUGGUAAUACUAGUAGUAAUAGUAAUAAUAGUAAUAAUAGCAAUAAUAGUAAUAAACAAAUUAUUAAUAAUAACGACUGUAGACCACCACCUGGUCCAUUAUUUAAAACAUCUUCAACAAAUAAUCAAAUAUCCAUGACAUUAAGUUGCCGUAAAUUACAACAGCACGGUCGUACCCAUCCUCUUACCAGGCUACCUAAACCGAAAGUUUGUAACUCACCUACUUAUCAUACAAUGUAAAAAUAUAAAACUAAUGAAUAAUCAUGUAGAACAAAACAACCCAACUGAUUUAAAAACUUUUUUUGUAAUUUUUCUGUGUUUUUUUUAUUAAGUUAAUAAUUAUUUUAAUCUUAAAGAAAAACAAAAAAUUGUAUAUAAGUAUAUAAAUUAUAUGUAAUUCUUUUAUUUUUACGUUUAUAAUAUCGAAAUUAAUAAUUAUUGCUUUUUAAAAGAA